Bombus impatiens (common eastern bumble bee) is the source of this 2976-nucleotide messenger RNA. RefSeq names its product monocarboxylate transporter 10-like. Gene Ontology annotation, molecular function: monocarboxylic acid transmembrane transporter activity. Gene Ontology annotation, biological process: transmembrane transport. NCBI's taxonomy places the organism in Eukaryota, Metazoa, Arthropoda, Insecta, Hymenoptera, Apidae. The coding region runs from base 328 to 2382 and encodes 684 amino acids. The transcript has 11 exons. The record is from RefSeq and is a predicted model, not a curated record.
CCACGCCUGAAUCGAGACGAUUGAAUCCUCAGCAACGAAAGAUGAGUUUCGCCAACAGCCACCGUACCACCGUCGUUCUUCGACCAAUCUCAAUUUCAAUCUCAAUCUCCACGUGGUCGAUCACCAACGUCCCUCAGAUUAACGACAAUCACGGGAAAAUAGGAAUUACCUUGAAGAAUAAUAUCGAGGACAAUCAUUUCGAAGAAUAGUUUUAGAGCUACGCAAGCUUCCGCCGAUAGAGCAGCAAGACGACGAGUGAAAUCCAGGCAAUUGCAGGUCGUCGAGUCGACGAAAGAGGAUCAGUGAGAUGCCCGGUGCGCUGUGAAAAUGCUGGUGGACGAUUGCGGUAGCACUAUGGGGUGGACUUCGGCCAGCGUGCGCGGGGGUUGGUCCACCCCGGGCGGCUGUAGGAAUUCCGCGAUGAACUUCGGUGGUAGCGUGCCCUCCCUUCACCCAGCUGGCUCGAUAAGAUCGCUCCGAUCCCAGCAUUCUAUGCAGGGCGUGCCGGAGACACCGCGAAGAUGUAUGCACUGCCAUCCGGUACACGUGCCGAGCACCCCGAACAAUUACGUGCAUCAUCCAAUGCAGUAUUACACGCCGAGCCACUGUCCCGAGCCCAGGAACGGUAUCUACACUCCUCAUCGGGGCAGUUCCUAUCACGGUGAUACUCGAAUGCGUUACAUGGACGCAGAGGGAAGCCUGCAUGAUGGCAUGAUCGGAAAUAGUAAUUGGGUGCUCGGUGAUUUGAGAAGUCUUCAUCGUUGUGUGCCAGCCUUUCGUCGUCCAGGCAUAGACGUCGCCGCCAUGCGAACGCAUUUCUAUCCAGAGGGUGGCUGGGGGUGGCUGGUUUGCGCAGCCGGGUUCCUCGCCCUGUUGCUCACCACUGGAAUGCAGCUCGCUUUCGGGCUUCUUCAUGUUCACGCUGUGCGACGAUUCGGCGAGGAACAUCUCAUGGAUCUGGCGUGGGUUGGCGCAUUGAGCACUGCGGUCUCCCGUGGAUCGGCACCCUUGGUCGUUGGCGCGUGUCGCCGUGGAAGUACAAGGCUUACAGCGGUGAUCGGUGGUCUCGUGCUGGCAUUGGCCUCGCUCUUCACCUCGUUCGCCGCAGAAUUGCACCAGGUCCUCCUCAGCUACGGCGUGGUACUGGGCACCGGUGCUGGCCUCGUGAGAGAAACUGCCGACCUGGUGCUGGGCCAUUACUUCAGAAAACGGCGGGAGUUCGUCGAGAUGGUCGUGCAAGCCGGCACGGGGGUGGGAAUAGUGCUCUUCAGCGUCUUCUACAGGGAAGCUGUCGGAAAGCUGGGCUGGGAGCGUGGCAUGCAGUCGGUAACCGGAGCUCUGUCGUUGGCCUUCUUCCUGGGCUUGAUUUACAGAAGCGCCUCUCUCUAUCAUCCGCAACGACGGGCCAUGUUACACGUGAAGAAUCAACGAGGUGGCAAGUUGAAAGAGAAGAAGACCGCAUCGAAGCCACCAAGACAGCCAUGGGUGGAUCUCAGCCCUCUAGGUAGUCGGCCUGUCAGGAUGUUGAUGCUGGCCGCUGGGGCAGCCGGUUUCGGCCUUUAUACGCCCGCCUUUUACAUCGCUAUCCAGGGCCACAAAGAUGGUUUGGAGGCGAGCGCAGUGGUGCUUUUGCAGACUUGCCUGGGUUUGGCAGCGGCACUCGGCUGCGCAGCUUGUGGUGUCGUUACCGCGAGACCAUCUGCCCAAUGCCUAGUGUCCAGGCAAUGUCUCUGUCAGGCAGCACUACUCGGAGUUGCCAUAACUCAGGUGGCUUUGGGCAGCGUGCAAGGUUACCACGGGCUGAUUCUGGCUUCCGGUUUGUACGGCGCAUCCCUCGGCGGUGCACUUUACUCCCUGAAAAUGCUGGCCCUCGAAAGACUGAGGGCAAAACACUUUGCACGCUCCUGGGCACUCGUGCAGGCCGCAGAAGCUUUACCUAUUCUUCUCGGAGUUCCUCUUACUGGUUACAUGAACGCGAACAGCUCGAGGGUGGGUUACUACGCGUGCACGUUAAGUUCCUUGUGCGGUGCAGCGUUGCUCUUCCUGGUUGGCUGGGGUCGCCAGCCGGCGUCUCCUCUACUUCCUGGCUCGCACCUCUCCAACGUGACCAUACCUCCGCCGUGUGCCUGUCCUCCGCCGCCAAGGCCAAGGUUGCCAAAAUCACAAUCGUUACACGUGCCCUUGGACAUGGAGGAGAAUCUUCGCGACAGAGAAAUGGAGAGGAUGCACACUGCCGAACAUUACUAUCAACCGCAAUUCUACGGGCCUCUGAGACCUAGCAAGAGCGUUCCAGAGGGUCUGAGUCAUCAGGAUUCCUAUAGGAGUCGGCCAAGACGGCACAGAGACGUCACGGUGAUCGAACAAAUCACCACAAGCGUUUGAAUCAAUUAAAAAUUGGAAAAACCAACAGAAGGAACGAAUAUAGUUGAUUGGUUGUUGGAGACAGUUGGAUACGACGAUGAUCAAGCUUGGAGCUGUGAUGGAGAAUUCUUGGGAUUUGUUGAUUGUUAGUUGUUUGAAGUUAGGUCUGGUUAACUGUUAGGAUGUUGUACGUGGCGAGAGAAAUUUUUCAUUUAAAAUGUGCGAAUUUCGUUCAAACGUAGUUCUUAGCUUUUUAGUUUAAAAUUUAAAUGAAAUGUAAAUUUGUAUAUAACAAAUUUGCCAUCACUUUUUUAUUUGUAUCAUCUACACACAAAAUUGUCUAGUUUUAGAAGAUUUAAGUACAAUUUUUUAAAUGAUUAAAACUAAGUUUAUUAUUAAUGUGGAAUUAUGCCAGAAACGUCAUAUAUCAGUAUUAUUAUAUUAAUAUUAAACAAGUUUCUUACGUCUUGACAUAUAGCUGAAUGACCAAAGGAUUUUUUAAGUUAUAAUAGAAUUCUAAACUAACUCCAAUCUUUUUAUGUCCAUAUAUUUUAUAGAGCACACAGCGAUUUCAAACUUUUGAUUAAAAAUAUUGAAAUAAACUAACAAAAAUUC